Messenger RNA from Penicillium angulare, 1416 nucleotides. RefSeq lists its product as uncharacterized. The record is from RefSeq and is a predicted model, not a curated record. NCBI's taxonomy places the organism in Eukaryota, Fungi, Ascomycota, Eurotiomycetes, Eurotiales, Aspergillaceae. The transcript is spliced from 5 exons. Bases 1 to 1416 code for a protein of 471 amino acids.
AUGAGGGCGUUUACUAUAUUGAAAAACUUGCUUCCAUUCUUCCCGUUGUCCUCUGCGCAAUUUUUACGUCCCAGGGUGCUAACUCGAGACUCUUCUUCAAGUGAAUCGGACUUUGACUGGUCCUCGAUCACUCCGUCAUCCAAUAUCGAAUGGGUCAAGUGUUACCAGGAUUUUACCUGCGCACGGCUCGAAGUCCCCCUAGACUAUGGUGACCACUCAAAAGGAAAAACCGCAGUUGCAUUUAUCAAGUUUGCUGCAAAGAAUGCUACAAGCAACACUAAGAAUCUACUUGUCAACCCUGGCGGACCAGGAGAGUCCGGUAUCGAUUUAGCUCUAGGAGCGGGGUCAAUGAUACAAGAAAUAUUUGGAGACAAUUACAAUAUCGUCGGCUUUGAUCCGCGCGGUGUUAGCAGAAGUGGCCCGGUGAUCGAUUGCUGGCCGAAUCACCCCGAAAGACGAGGCAAAUUCGAAACGUUUUUCUACCCCGAGGUUGCGAAUGCUUCUACAACCGCACUUAGGGGCGUUGAUGGAAAUGCCUCAUUUAUCAGUACGCCUGCGGUAGCUCAGGAUAUGCUCACUUACGCCAAGACAGAGCAGAUAGCAGCCGGAAAGUCAUCAAACGACGCUAAAGUCGCAUACUACGGUCUGAGCUACGGCACGGUUCUCGGAGCCACAUUUGCAUCUAUGUUUCCAGACAACGUGGAACGAAUGGUUCUCGAUGGCGUUUUCGCUUUAUCGGACUACUAUGACGGGGCAUGGAAGACUAGUGUGUACGAUACAGAUAAAGCACUGGCCUCCUUCUCUAGGUACUGUUACCAAGGGGGAAAGGAGAAUUGUUCCUUCUGGGGUCCAUCGGUGUCAAAUAUCACUACCCGCUUAAACAACAUCUUCGCUGAUCUGAAAUAUAACCCAAUCCCCAUCCCAAGCACGGAAAGGUGCUCAGUCCCGACGAUGGCAACAUAUUCCGAGCUAAAGCAGAUGGCGUUGGAAAUAAUGUACAGUCCAUCAGAGUUCCCAACUCUGGCAGAUGCGUUCUCUGAUCUAGAACGGAGAAAUACUUCAGGAUAUCUUACCGUUAUGGAUAUUGCCAGUGGGCCAGUGAACCCAUGCAGCAAUGGUACUGACGGGUCAUCAGGUGAUCCUUUAAUAUUAAUCAAAUGUGUUGAUGCAUGGGAUGGGUUAAAGUUUGACGAUAUAGAGCAGUAUCGUCAGUAUGUCAACGAUUUGGAGGAUAAGAGUCCAUUCUUCGGCGAGGUUUGGCCUCAGACUGCCGCAACUGUACUAUGUCGGUCUCUGGAUGCAAUACCACCCAAAAGUGCGAGGGUCACUGGCUCCAUGAUGGAAACUAGGAACACUUCCUUCCCAAUCUUAUUCAUCACCUCCGAAAUUGACCCCGUUACACCUAGAAGAGAGUAA